Molecule: messenger RNA, 2387 nt
Organism: Prorocentrum cordatum
Lineage: Eukaryota; Dinophyceae; Prorocentrales; Prorocentraceae
Source: the annotation of a GenBank genome assembly
AUGGCAGCUGCCAGGGAGGACCGGCCCCGGCCGCGGGGGCGGGCGCGCCAGCGCCGCACGGGUCGGCGCCUGCCUCCCGCCGUUGGGACUGCUGGCAGCCGGCUUGCAAAGCGGCGGGCGCGGCGCUGCACGGGCAUGGAGGAGAUCGCUGCUGCCUCCCAGGACGACGCGGACCUCUUCCCGAGGGUUGCCUACACCUUUCACAGGUGGCUGGUCGACAGUACGUCCAUGAAAGACGACACGGCGGGGAUCUACGUUGGCCAGCUCAGGCUCCUGUUCCAGGACGACUCCAGGUCCCUCCUCGCUAUGGCCAGCGAGGAGUACUUCAACAUCGUCAAGAGCUCCGUCCCGAACCUUCGCACCAAGGGCAGGAGGGCCACUUGCGUCAGGAAGUUCAUCGAUUUCUGGAAAGCCAGGGGCGGCAAGAUGUGGAGCCGGAAGGACGGGCGCGGCUGGAGGAGGGUGCCGCCGGGCGCCGCACUCUACACCCUGAAGCCGCGCGGCGGUGGCCGGCCAGAGGAGCCCGGCGGCGACCAGGCGGCCCAGCCAGCCAGGGGGGCGGAGGUGAGCUCGACCCACGAGGCAGCAGUCGAUGGCGCCCUGCCCGAGGCGGAGGCCAAGGCGAGGAGGCAGCUGGCGGGGGAGGCGGACGCCCGACCAGAGCCGAAGGGCGAGAAGCGGCACGGGCUACGCCAGCGCAGCGUCGGCACAAUCAAGGAGGUCCCACUGGAUGGGCGGGUGAGCAGGUGCCAGAGGCUCGGGAGCGCCAACCAGUACGGGUGUCAGCUCCGCAGGGUGCUGGUCGUGCAGGGCAGCGGCAGCUCCGACGUCGACGGCCGCUACCUGCGCUUCAGGAGCUGCAGCCGCGGGAGGCCCUGCUACAGCAGAGCGGGCGACCAUGAGAUGUACCUCUACUGGAACAGGGCCUGGUACAUCGGCUCCGCCUUCGGAUCGCGGGAUCCGGCCCAGGCCCAGGCGCAGAUCCGGGAGGCGGGGCCCCCGGACGCGGUCCCGUGCGAGCCCUACCCGGCCACGUGGCGCGGUGCCCGCCGCGCCAUCGCGGACGAGGUGCCCGCGACGGAGCGCGAUACCGACGGGUGCGGCAACUUGCUGAACGCCAGCGCCGCUUCCACGGCCAAGAGCAGCCCCCCUGGCAACCGGGACCGCUCCGCGGGCGCGGCCUCCGAGGCGCUCCGCAGGGGGGCGCCCGAGCUCGUGCGCAGCCUCCUCUCCGACGCACCCUUCGGCGCCGCCGCCCGCGGCGAGGGCGAGACGGAGCCGCCGGAGGCGGAGGCCGCCGCGGCCAGCAGCAGCGGCGGCGGGUCCUCGUCGUCCAGCGAGGAGAGCGCCGAGGACUCCCCGCCCGCCGUUCUGGCGGGAUGGAGCACCGGCGGGUCCGCGCCCUCCUCGGGGGCGGCGGCCGCGUCCAAGGGAGCGGCGGCCGACUUCAAGGAGAUGCUGCGCGACCACGUGCUCAGGCCGCCCGGCGGCCCCGCCGACGUGGCCAGGAAGCUGCGGAGGAUGAGGCUCUGCUGCCAGGACGGCGUCGCGUUCGAGAAGUCCCACCUGUCUCGCAUGAGGCAUCGCCUGUCCCGCGUCGAGAUGCUGGGCGCGGUGGCGGAGCUCGAGCGCGAGCUGCGGGCGGGAGGAGCCGCUGCAGAGGCCCAGCUCGACGGCGGCGCCCACGAGGCCCAGGAGCCCUCCUGUGCGCCGAGCGAGGUUGCGCCGGCGCGGUGCCAGCCCCCCGACCACCGCACGGCCCAGCCCGGCCCGCCUGCACUGAGGCCGAGGAUUGGCCUCGGGACGGGCCCCAGCGGCCUGCCGGGGCGCGGGUCACCUACUGCGACGGCUCCGUCGACGGGACCGCCGCCUCGGUGCCCAUCGUGUCCUACCGCUCCGAGCCCCUGCUCUGGUUCUUCCAGCCCGGCGCGCGGGUGACGUGCGACAGGUGCGGGCUGCACUGGCCGCAGAGUAUGGGCAUGAUGACGGGCGCUCCGGGCAAGACGCAGUUCGCCCAGGACCAGUUCUGGUGCACCGAGUGCGCGGCGGCCUGGUGGCACGCCAGCGUCGCCGCCUCGGCGAGCGCGGGCGUCGCGGAGGCCUCGGCCGCCGUGGGCGCCGGCUGAGGGCGGAGCGGGCCGUGGCCGGGCGCUCUUCUCGGAGAGGCUGGCGGGAUGAGGGGCUGCCUGCCCGCCUCCCCGGCUCGGCUGCACGCGCACCCGACCGCUCCUCUUCCCGCACAGGCCGCUCCUGCCCGCGCGGCCGACCCGAGCGCGCGGCCCGCGGAGCCUCUCUGUCCCGCUGCGCGCGCGGAGGGGGGGGCACUGGCGCAGUGGACCCGCAUGCGGGGCCGGGCGGUCCCUGCAGCGGCCAUGGGCUCUUGUCAG